Colletotrichum navitas is the source of this 5385-nucleotide messenger RNA. RefSeq lists its product as uncharacterized. Gene Ontology annotation, molecular function: phosphopantetheine binding; catalytic activity. Gene Ontology annotation, biological process: secondary metabolite biosynthetic process; amino acid activation for nonribosomal peptide biosynthetic process. The record is from RefSeq and is a predicted model, not a curated record. Bases 367 to 5385 code for a protein of 1672 amino acids. Gene Ontology annotation, cellular component: cytoplasm. Lineage: Eukaryota; Fungi; Ascomycota; Sordariomycetes; Glomerellales; Glomerellaceae. The transcript has 2 exons.
ACGGAAUAAACAAAGAGUCCGAAUGUCCAGCUUCAAACUCCCCUAGUACCUCUGGUGAAAGCAAUCUAAUUCGAUGCGUCUUAAGGUUUAGGAUCUAGUCGGGGGGUGACCGGGCCCAACUACAUGUCCAUCAGCAUGGGGUCGACAAAAGCUAAACGGCGCAGACGUUAAAGUCAACCCUAGGCAGGCUUCUGUCCUAGGAACCUGCAAUCCGUUAGAGUAUUUGAGACGCGCCCAUCAUAUAGUGUCGGUGGCCAAGUACAUCAACUUGGUGCUUCUGUAACCGACGAGCCGUCGUGUCGAGUACUAGCGGUUACAUCCAACAUCCACUCAAACAACAGAAAGAAAAGAAAGCCAGACGCUGAGAUGGAUUCCCUGCCGCAGAAAAUGCAUGCAUUAGGCUUAUCAGCACCCAAGGACGGCUCCGACAAAAGAGAUGACAAGAUGCACACGUUGCGUCGACUCUGGAGAGAAGCUUUGGGCCUGGCCCCCGACGCCGACGGCACAGUCUCCGAAUCGACCAGUUUCCUGGACCUGGGCGGUGAUUCGAUCAAGGCCAUCAAGCUCGUGUACACGGCAAGGAAGAAGGGCAUGUCGCUCAAGGCGACAGAUCUACUGAGCGGGGCCACACUAGCCAGCCUGGAGGCCGCUCUACAGCUCCGAGACGCGGCAGGACCAGGGCCACGUAUCCCCGCGUCCACGUCGUAUCAGGGGCCUGUGGAGCAGUCUCUCGGCCAGCAGGGGUUGUGGUUCUUGGAUCAGCUCAACCCGGACUCACAGUGGUAUCUGUUGCCGGUCGCAAUGCGGCUGCGAGGCCCACUUUCGGAACCGGCGCUCGAGGCGGCGUUGAUGGCGUUGGAGCGGCGCCACGAGACGCUGCGCACGACGUUUGAGGACCGCGAUGGCGUCGGCUUGCAGGUGGUCAACCCGCCUGGAAUGACAAAACUCGAGGUGAUGGACGUUGACGAUGCCACCUUGGGUAAGACUUUGGCGCGGCACCAGACAACCCCGUUCAACCUGGGCGCCCAACCUGCGUGGAGGGCUGGGCUGCUGCGGCUGGGCCAAGAUCACCACGUCUUGUCCAUCGUGCUGCAUCACAUCAUAUCGGACGCCUGGUCCAUCAAUAUCUUGUUGCGAGAGCUGAACCAGCUCUAUUCGAAGGCACUCGAGGGCCAGCUGGACGAUUCCUCGCCGCUGCCGCCGCUCGUCUUGCAGUAUCGCGACUAUGCUACGUGGCAGAUGCAGGCCGCCCAGCAGCGCAAAUAUCAGAGACAGAUCGAGUAUUGGACGGUGCAGCUGGCCGACAGCAAACCUGCCGAGCUCCAGGCCGACCACCUGCGGCCUCUGAUGCCCUCUGGCUGCGGCGCAACAAUCGACUUUUCCAUCGACGCAGAUACUGACGAGGCGGUGAGGGCCUUCGCCCACAGUCAACAGACGACGCCCUUUGUCAUUCUACUCGCAGCCUUCCGUGCGGCGUUAUUCCGCGUCACCGCCGCCGACGACGCCACGGUCGCCGUGUUCACCGCCGGCCGGCCCGAGGCCGAGCUGGAAGGGCUCAUCGGCCUCUUCACCAACACCGUCUGCGUGCGCACCAGCGUUGGCGGCGGGCGGGACUCGUUCGAGAUGCUGGUGCGGGAGCGCGUGCGCCCGGCACUCAUGGCCGCCGUUGAGAACUCGGACGUGCCGUUUGGCCGCGUCGUAUCGGCGGUGCUGCCGCAAGCGCACAAGGACACUUCGCGCAACCCUCUGGCUCAAAUCGCCAUUGUCCUCCACGACCUCGACGGUCCCGACACGCCGGAGCUCGAGGGCCUCCGCAGCGAGCCGCUGGCCGAAGAUGUCUUGGGCCUGAGAAGGUCUAUCGGGUUCGACGUCGAGAUGCAUCUCCGCCGCGGGGAAGGGGGCCGCAUGCGCGGCGUGGCUGUGUACGCUAGGGACCUGUUCGAGCCCGAGACCAUCCAGGCGCUCGUCGACGUCUACCAGGUUGUGCUCCGGCAAGGGCUGAAACGGCCCUCGGAGCCAAUCGCCGAGCUUCCUCUGGUGGCCGCAUCCUCCAGUGCCCAGGUCCUCGGCACCGGAGAGCCAUCGGCCUACCCGCGGGACUCGAACGUCGUCGACGUUUUCCGUCAACAGGUGGCGGCCUCCCCGGACGCCGUUGCCGUCUGCGACUCUUUGUCCAGCCUGACCUAUUCCCGCCUGGACACCGACUCUGACCGGUUGGCCACCUGGCUGCGUCGACGAGACAUGCCGCCGGAAACGCCGGUUGCGAUAUUGUCGCCAAGGUCGUGCCAGGCCAUCGUCGCCAUCCUUGGUGUGUUGAAGGCGAACUUGGCCUAUGUCCCGUUAGACGUGAAUUACCCCGCCGGCCGGAUCCAGACCAUCCUGAGCUCCAUGCCGGGCCGGAAGCUCCUCCUCCUGGGCCCCGGCGUGCAACCGCCAGAGCUUGAAUCGACGACAGACGUUGAAGCCGUCCGCAUAGGUGACGCCCUGACGGAGCAACACGGGGAGCCUGAUCUGCUCCGUCAGGGCCACGGCCCGACAGCCACGAGUCUGGCCUACAUUAUCUUCACGUCCGGGUCCACGGGCAAGCCUAAAAGCGUCAUGGUCGAGCACCGCGCCAUCCUGCGCCUUGUUGUCCAGAGCAACGUGAUGGCCUACCUGCCGCCGGUCCCUCGUGUGGCGCACAUGGCCAACAUCAGUUUCGAUGUUUCGGUCCAGGAGGUGUGGACGGCCCUCCUGAACGGGGGCACCGUCGUCUGCAUCGAUUACCUGUCGAUGCUGGACGGCAAACAGCUCGAGGCUGUGAUAGGACGCGAAAGGGCGUCAGUCGCUUGGAUGACGCCUACGCUGCUCAAGCAAUGCCUUGCCAUCGCCCCAGGCGCUAUUAGUAACCUCGACGUCCUGUUCAACGUCGGCGAUAGGUUUGACCCCCGCGAUGCGUCUAAGGCCAAGAGGCUGGUCAGGCGCGCAGUCCUCAACACCUACGGCCCGACCGAGAACGGCGUCCACAGCACCAUAUACGAGGUCCAGUCGGACGACGUCUUCCCUAACGGCGUCCCCAUUGGCCGCGCCAUUAGCAACACGGGCGUCUACGUUAUGGAUGCUCACCAGCGGCUUGUGCUCCCAGGCGUAGUGGGAGAGCUCGUUGUGACAGGCGACGGGCUGGCGCGCGGCUACCACGACCCGGCACUCGACACUGACCGCUUCGUGCAUGCCACGGUCGAUGGACGGCGGGUACGCGCGUACAGGACCGGCGAUAGGGGGCGCUGCCGGCCUGUAGACGGUCAGAUUGAGUUCAUGGGUCGCAUGGACUUCCAGGUCAAGGUCCGGGGCCACUUGGUGGAGCCGUCCGAGAUCGAAGCGGCCAUGGUCAGGGCCCACGAGGCGGUCAGUACUUCGGCUGUUGUCAUCCUUCAGAAUGACAAGCUUCGCGAUGCCAGACUCGUCGGCUUCGUGACUUUGCGGAAGCCGGCCGAUGUCGAUGGCGGCCGGCAGCAGCAAAACGGCGUGGUAGAUACCGACGACACCGAAGGCAUGCAAGUCCUCAUCCGUAAACGGCUCAGACACGUGCUGCCAACUUACAUGGCGCCGCAAUCCAUCAUCAUCCUCGACAGAAUGCCGCUCACCCCGAGCGGCAAGGUCGACCGCAAACGGCUUGCCGAACUAGCCAGCACGGCGCCGAUUGCACCCGAAGCCACGACUCGCUACAUGGCGCCGAGCAACGACGCCGAGGCCGCCGUGUGUCAAGAGUUCUCGGACUUCUUCGGACUUGACAAGGUCGGCGUCGCGCACAACUUCUUCGACCUGGGCGGCAACUCGCUGCUCGCCAUGAAGUUGGCCGCGCGGCUUCGCAUCCGCUUCCAUGUUCUGGUACCGGUCAAGGCAGUCUUCGACCAUCCCACGCCUGCUGCCAUGGCCGGCCACCUGCCCCGCGUGGCAAACAACGAUAACGGCGAUGGCGCCGGGGCACCGGCGGCGUCCGAUGACUAUAUCAACUUUGAGCUGUGCCCCGGCGGGGAGGCGUUUGUUGAAUCGGCCAUUCGUCCGACACUAGAUGCCCAGUACCGCAAUCGCGUGCUGGACGUCUACCCAGCCGCUCAAAAUGUUUCCUGGUACAUCCACGGCGACGUCGCUGGGGAAUUACUAGUAUCUUACGUCAAUCUGCCUGCCAGCUACGACCGCAACAAACUGGCCGAAGCCUGCGUGUCCCUCGUCCACACAAUCGACUCGUUCAGCACCGUCUUUGUGCGUGCCCAGGGUCGCAUAUGGCACGUUGUCCUGGAUCGCCCCGACGUUCCAGUUGACAACAUUGACGUCGACGGGCAGGACGAGGCCUUUGACGCCGCAACGUCUUCCAUCCGCGAAUCCGACCAGAGGAACCCCCCCAAGCUUGGAGGGGGGGCUCUCUGGACUCGCGUCGCCAUUCUCCGGAACCAGCAGGGCCAACUGCGGCUGGUGCUCCGCAUCAAUCACGCCCUCUGGGACGGCCUGUCUCUCCCCGUCAUGAUCGAGACCCUCCAGUCGCUGUACGAGGGCGUCGCUGUGCCGCCGCCGACUCGCCACGCCCUCUUCGUGAAGCGCAAGCUCGACAACCAACCCGAGUGCCUCAAGUACUGGCGACGCGUUCUCGAGGGCUCCUCUCUCACCACCAUGCAAAACGUGCGGGCCAUGCGCAAGCCCGGCGACGACACCGGGCUGCUACUUCGCCUCGUCGACGUCCCCCCCGAGGCGCGAGCGUCGGCCAGCAUCACGCAGGCCGCCGUCUUUACCACUGCGUGCGCCCUUGUACUGGCCAGAGAGACGGGCCAGGGAGACUUGUUGAUCUGCAGCAUGACCUCGGGCCGGCAGUGGCUGCCUCCGCACAUGCAGCGCGUCGUCGGACUCCUCAUCCAGUCUAUGCCCCUGAGGAUCCGGAAUGUCCUCGAUGGCGCGGCGGAUCUAAAGGCCCUGGCACUCCAGGUCCAGAGUCAGUACCUCGAAAGCGCGCCGUACGAGGCUGUAGAGUUCAACUUCAUCAGGGACAACGCCGGAGUGGACUGGGCUCCCGACGCGGACCGCUUCGGCGUUACCGUAACCUUUCAAAACCAGGGACCCUCCCACGAGAGCACCACCAACGGUCGCAGUCUCCAACUGUCCACCCAGCUCACCCCCACCGUCAUACAGCGCAAGUCGACUGUGAGCGGUGAGAUGCUGUCCUGCAUGCCGAUUUUGGCUGGUGAAUGCAGCAUGGAUUUGGGGUUUAUGGCUAUUCCACAACCCGACAACCGACAUUACAUGGUCGGCAUUGCGGCGGAUAUGUCGCUCUGCCUGAACCCCGAAAUGGAUCAUAUUGUUGACCAUGUGUGUGACACGUUUUUGUACCUGAACGCGGCUUUAAGGGACGUUUGA